AUGCUUGCUGUACAGUGUCGCUUCUUGCUGGUUCUUUUGUUAACCACUCUCUGCGUACUUUCCCAUCAGUGUGUCAUUGUCCAGUCUAAACCACUUUUAGAAAACCUUCGAGCUUCCCUUCAAAAUGAACGAAAUCAAGAUAAUCUCAACAUUCCUGGAAAUGAAGAAUUCAAAUUCACAGCAUACAACAAGCAAGAAUCCAGCACUUCCAAUCAGUUGGUCGUUCAACAAUUGCAAAUUACCAUGGUACUCAACCACACUACAUUGCUCUUCCAUACCAGUAACAUGUACGAUAAAUACAAAUGUGAGGAAUUGAAUUCCAAUUUGAUGGAGUUUAGAUACUACAAAAGUUGUAUUACCACAAGGACACCCAAAUUCAUGAUGGAAUUGUCUGCCAACAAUCAACAAGGUGGAGUAGUAUUGAGCUUGUAUGAUGCAUUCGAUGCAAGCGUAUCCUAUCGAUUCGAGUUAAAGAAACAAACAUUGAGUCAGGAAGAGAAAAUUGAUUUGAUCUUUAACCAAAUGCAGAAUGAAAUUGCCAUGUUGAAAGACAUAUUAUGGUAUGAAGACAAGAAUUACAAUAAGAUGGAUCUCAAGAAAGGAGUGAAGGUCAAUAUUGGAAACUCGUAUUACACUUCCUCUGUUUCUCCAAGUAUAUCUCACAACAAUUAUCCCAGCCAAAUAUUUUCAGGAGCCAUUCAAAUAAGCUUUCCAAGAUUACUCAAUGUGACACGUGUUGAGUUAGAAAUUAAGGAUGGAGGUUCAUGUAAUAAUUACAUUAAUCCAAAUUCUGUAACACCUUUUUUCAAAUGGGGAAGAGAGGUUUAUGCAUACACUAAUUACAAUAGCUAUUACAUGUAUCCAUAUUUUCAAGACUUUAGUAAUGUGCAAACAACAAGAAGUGUCUCUCAAACAGGUGAUGGAAUUAUCAAGUUUUCGUCCUCCAUUUCUUCCAAAGUGACAUUGGACAUUUUAGUCAUUGGUGUGUAUAGUGGGCGUAGUGACUCAACCAGCUGCUGGUUCACUAUUAGAAACUUGAAAGUAUUUUAA
Naegleria lovaniensis is the source of this 1050-nucleotide messenger RNA. RefSeq lists its product as uncharacterized. NCBI's taxonomy places the organism in Eukaryota, Heterolobosea, Eutetramitea, Acrasida, Naegleriidae. The record is from RefSeq and is a predicted model, not a curated record. The transcript has 2 exons. The coding region runs from base 1 to 1050 and encodes 349 amino acids.